UGCCACUUUGUCUGCUUUUAUACUUGUUCCCUCGUUUGUUCCACAUGUUUCGACAAAACCUGUAUCAUCAUCAUCUCGUGCUUUUAUUUUUUCUCACUAGAAACAUGUUUUGCUGUCUCAGGUUCGUAACAGCAUCUUUACUUUAAUAACUGUCUCCAACUCAUUUCCAUCAGAACGCGAGACUUCCUGCUGCGUGUCACAGUAAACUAAAGCGAACAGGUGCAGUGUUCACUCUAAAUGGAGCAGCGGUGACGUCACCUGUCCAGCGUCUCAUCCGUGCGCUACCGUUCGUUGCUAAGAGCCUCGACGUGACGCUCGUCGUGCGCUGAUGUAAAUAAGAGAGUCGUUACUUUGACGGUGAUGGUAGCGUCCAUACGUUCAUCGCCGCACUAAUUUAUGCGGCCAAGCCCAAAGUCUCGCGGUGCUUCCAUUCAGACAUCUUGCAUUUUAUUAAGUCUGGCUUUCGGCUUUUCUUCUUUGAAUACACUUAAAUUUGAGCCGAAUCGCGUCUUCGUCCGUUUUUCCUGAAGCUCAUCUCGCCCCACGUUGACGGCGUGAGACGCCUGACCGAGCUCCGCGGACUUUCGCAGCCUCUCCCGGGAGCUGUCUGCUCGUAUUGUGCGUCAUCUCCAUCGCUGCCGUCUCGUUAUUUUGCUCCGUGGAGGCAACAUGGCAACCCCCGCCGCCGUUAACCCGUCCGAGCUGGGCAGUGAAUUGCCAGGCACCGUAGCGAUGCCCGGAGCGGUCGGUGCCAGCCAGGUGAGGAUGGGGGGAGCCGUGCCGGGCCGCGGAGGCAAGCGACGGUCCGGAGGAAUGGACUUCGACGAUGAGGACGGGGAGGGUCCCAGCAAAUUCUCAAGAGAAAACCACAGUGAGAUCGAACGCCGGCGCCGGAACAAAAUGACCCAGUACAUCACCGAGCUGUCGGACAUGGUGCCCACCUGCAGCGCCUUGGCCCGGAAACCCGAUAAGCUGACCAUCCUGCGCAUGGCUGUGUCCCACAUGAAGUCGAUGCGAGGCACCGGCAACACUUCCACCGACGGCGCCUAUAAACCGUCUUUUCUGACUGAACAGGAACUAAAGCAUCUGAUCCUGGAGGCGGCCGACGGCUUCCUGUUCGUGGUCGCUGCCGAGACGGGCCGUGUGAUCUACGUGUCUGACUCUGUGACGCCGGUGCUCAACCAUCCCCAGUCCGAGUGGUUCGGCAGCACUCUGUACGAACAGGUGCACCCUGAUGACGUGGACAAGCUGAGGGAGCAGCUCAGCACCUCGGAAAAUUCAAUGACAGGACGAAUUCUGGACUUGAAGACAGGAACGGUGAAGAAGGAGGGGCAGCAGUCUUCCAUGAGGAUGUGCAUGGGCUCCCGGCGCUCGUUCAUUUGCCGGAUGAGGUGUGGCAGCGCUCCACUGGACCACAUCUCCAUGAACCGUCUGUCCAACAUGAGGAAGAGAUACAGGAAUGGCCUGGGACCCUCAAAGGAAGGAGAGGCUCAGUACUCUGUGGUGCACUGCACCGGCUACAUCAAGGCCUGGCCCCCUGCAGGCAUGACCAUUCCAGAAGAAGACACAGAGGCCAGUCAGGCCAGUAAAUACUGCCUGGUGGCCAUCGGCCGCCUGCAGGUGACCAGCUCUCCCGUCUCCAUGGACAUGAACGGCCUGUCGGUCCCCACAGAGUUCCUGUCGCGCCACAACUCGGACGGCGUCAUCACGUUCGUUGACCCGCGCUGCAUCAACGUCAUUGGUUACCAGCCCCAGGACCUACUGGGAAAGGACAUUCUGGAGUUCUGCCACCCUGAGGACCAGAGUCACCUGAGAGAGAGCUUCCAACAGGUGGUUAAACUGAAAGGUCAGGUUCUGUCUGUGAUGUAUCGUUUCCGAGUGAAGAACAGAGAGUGGAUGCUGAUCCGAACCAGCAGCUUCACCUUCCAGAACCCGUACUCUGAUGAGAUCGAGUACAUCAUCUGCACCAACACGAAUGUCAAGCAGCUGCAGCAGCAGCAACAGGCGGAGCUGGAGGUUCAUCAGAGAGACGGCCUUACUGCCUAUGACCUGUCCCAGGUGCCUGUGGCCAGCGUGAGCACUGGGGUCCAUGACACAGGGAAGAACAUCGACAAAAGUGAAGCCCUGUUCUCCCAGGAGAGAGACCCGCGCUUUGCUGAGAUGUACACCGGCAUCUCCGGCUCGGGAGAUAAGAAGAUGAUGGUUCCCUCCUCUACAACUGGUGGCCAGCAGCUCUACUCCCAGAGUUCUCCCUUCCCACAGGGACACUCUGGUAAAAGCUUCAGCUCUUCUGUGAUCCAUGUCCCCGGUGUGAAUGACAUCCAGCCAUCAGGCUCAUCCAAUCAGAACCUAGCUCAGAUCUCCAGACAGCUCAACACAGGCCAGGUGGCGUGGUCAGGGAGCCGCCCGCCCUUCUCUGGACAGUCCAAUAAAGCCCAGUCCAGUCCGUUUGGCAUCGGUUCAAGCCACAGCUACCAGACUGACCCAGCCUCCUACAGCCCCCUGUCAUCCCCCGCAACGUCCUCACCGAGCAACAACGCCUACUCAGGGCUGACGAACCGCAGCACAGCCUUUGAUGUGUCUGGUGAGAGCAGUCAAAGUGGAGCCCAGUUCCCGGGUCGUCCCAGUGAGGUGUGGUCCCAGUGGCAAAACCAGCAUCAUUCCCAGCAGGCCGGGGAACAGCACACACACCCCAACCCCAACCAGACAGAAGUCUUCCAGGACAUGUUGCCCAUGGCUGGAGAUCCCACCCAGGGAACUGCCAACUACAACAUCGAGGACUUCGCUGACCUCGGCAUGUUCCCCCCCUUCUCCGAGUAAAGCUCCUGCCACGUCUUCAUUCACCGCUCAUGUUCUAUACCAUUGUUCUAUGUUGCCGGAUAACGAACACAGCUGAUGCAGCGCGGUGGACAAACAGGCAUUCACAUACCUCAUCACCACAAAGGAGAGCCUCAGUGUCAGUUGCAGCCGAGGCUCUUUGACCACUGCAGUCGGCAGCAGGAGAAAACACGAGCAUCUAGUCUAAAAGCUCCCCCAGGCACAGCGUGGGGGAACACACAGCUGCGGAUGGGGUUCUAAAGGUCACCGUCCUUUACCGUGCUCCUGUGCUGACUGUAGCUUUAGUCGACGCCACCGAGCCCCAGCUCCACCACAAACACACAGACGCGCUGCUGCAGCCUCCUGCAAACCAUCAGUGACUCUGCCAACAGCAGCAGGAGAGAAGAGACUCCCCUCUGCCGUCCAUCAACUGUAACGUGUAACUAUAUGUAGUGACGUCCGCAACUCUAGAGAAAAGCCCGAGUGUUGAAGGAUUCAGUGUAAAUGAAAGAAAAUUCAAAAGAAAAAAGUCAUUGCAGAAAAACGCUAAGCUACAAGGCUAAAGUGCACUUCAUUGAGCUAACCGCUAAUCUCACCAGCCUGCUUUAAAAGGGAAAAACCGCCAUAACGUCCAAGCAAAACGCAGUAUUUACUUUGUGCACUCGUUGUUCUCCAGCUCUUGCUACUUGACUUUAUGACUUUCUAAACUUUUCAACUAUUAAGAGACUGAAUAAUCCUUUCUAGUGGGGUGAUUUUACAUGAUAGACUGCAUAAUAAUAUGAACGGCCGGUGGGACGCAGUCCUUUUGCUAAUGAUCUCAAAUCAAUGUUUUUUGUAAAUAAUGUGAUUUUUAUGUCGGCUUGUGUUACUUUCACCUGUUUUGUGUAGCUUUGAAUGAUAUCUUGUGCAAUGUGGGUAUUUUAGUCUGUUAAUUGUACAUUGAGUUCUAGACUUGUACAAAUUGUGUAAAUGUGACCUGUUAUUUUUGUGUAACUAAUUGUGGUUGUGACAAUAAAUUCUUCUUGGUAA
Molecule: messenger RNA, 3846 nt
Organism: Betta splendens (Siamese fighting fish)
Lineage: Eukaryota; Metazoa; Chordata; Actinopteri; Anabantiformes; Osphronemidae
Gene: arnt2
Product: aryl-hydrocarbon receptor nuclear translocator 2
Exons: 19
Coding region: 670-2820 (716 amino acids)
Biological process (GO): regulation of transcription by RNA polymerase II
Cellular component (GO): nucleus; cytoplasm; aryl hydrocarbon receptor complex
Molecular function (GO): RNA polymerase II cis-regulatory region sequence-specific DNA binding; DNA-binding transcription factor activity, RNA polymerase II-specific; protein dimerization activity
Source: RefSeq, a predicted model, not a curated record